Molecule: messenger RNA, 1992 nt
Organism: Fragaria vesca subsp. vesca
Lineage: Eukaryota; Viridiplantae; Streptophyta; Magnoliopsida; Rosales; Rosaceae
Product: tRNA (guanine(37)-N1)-methyltransferase 1-like
Exons: 9
Coding region: 1-1809 (602 amino acids)
Biological process (GO): tRNA N1-guanine methylation
Cellular component (GO): cytoplasm
Source: RefSeq, a predicted model, not a curated record
AUGGUCGCCAACCUCUUCCUCAUCAGACCUCACUCUCUUCCCCUCUUCACUCUCCCCUCAAAAUUCCUUUUCCCCAAUCCACCCUCGCUCCCCAAAAGAUUCCCCAUCCUCUCCCUCUCCUUCUCCACCCACCCCCAAAUCCCAGACCCGGACCUCUCCUAUGGACCCUCCCUCCACAAGGGCACCAAGCCCCCACUCCCCAUUCCUCUCUCCACCGACCAACCAAUCGAAGAAGCCCUAAUCGAUGAAGAGAGCUUCACUAGGGUUUUCAACAUCGCCGCCCUCCGAGUCCCCGCAAAAGACUGUUUUGCCCUCGAGAGCCGCCUCCGGGGCCACCUCCUCAACUGGCCCCGCGUCCGCAACAUCGGCCGGGUCCCUGGCGACGAAGUGGAAGACGAAAUCGCCGAGCUUCUCGCUAAUAAUCAAAACGGCGAGGAGGAAGACCAAAACGGCGUCGUUUCGCUGAACCGCCGCGUGUACGGGAAAUCCGAGGGCGACGGCGAGCCGCUGAGCCCGGUGCUGUACAGAGAGAAGCUGGCGAAGACGUUUGACUCGCGCGGGUAUGUGAAUUUUCGGAACCUGGCGAAGAUGUCGAGGCCGAACCAGAAGAAGAGGAGGGCGGCGGAGGGAGGUGACGGCGGUGAAGGGAGGAGGAGGAACCGGAAGAGUGAGUUUUCGGUGCUGGAGGUUGUGGAGGAUGAAGAUGAGGAAGGAGAGGACUUGAAGGGUUUGCUGGGGGAUGCGUUUCAGGGGAGGAAGAAAUGGAGGGGUUCGACGCGGUUGUUGCUGUUGGAUGAAAGGUAUGGGGAUAAAGGAGUGGAGGAGUUGCCUCGGGCAAUCCAGGCAGUGGUGAAGGAAGAUACUGGGAAAAGUAUGAGGCCGACCAUUGAGCUUGUGAGAUGCAAAUUGACUCUUUUUUAUGAUUACUGGCAGAUGAAUGAGAUAUUGGAGGCAUUGCUGCCCGAAGGUAUGAUUGUUCCUUCAGCCUUUGAAACAGUUGGCCAUAUUGCCCACCUAAACCUGAGAGAUGAACACUUACCUUACAGAAAGUUUAUAGCUAAGGUGAUUCUUGAUAAAAAUAAGCCAAAGAUUCAGACUGUUGUAAAUAAAAUCGAUGUCAUUCAAAAUGACUAUAGAACAAUGCAGCUUGAAGUUUUAGCUGGGAAUCAUUCGCUUGUGACAAAAGUAGUUGAGAAUGGUUUGCGAUUUCAGGUUGACCUAGCAACAGUGUACUGGAAUUCCAGACUUGCAACAGAACGACAAAGGCUUUUGAACAGCUUUACCCGCAAUGAUGUUGUGUCUGAUGUUUUCUCUGGAGUUGGUCCAAUAGCUAUCUCUGCAGCAAAGAUUGUAAAACGAGUUUAUGCCAAUGAUUUGAAUCCCCAUGCUGUUGAAUAUCUGCAAAGAAAUUGUGGUCUCAACAAACUCGAUAAGAAGGUUAAGGUCUUCAAUAUGGAUGGAAGGAGGUUCAUAAGAGCCAUGUUUGCAAGUGAUAAAGCUAAAUCUAUCACACAAGUGGUGAUGAAUUUGCCAAAGGAUGCUGCAGAGUAUCUAGAUGCAUUUCGGGGAAUUUUAAGAGAUAGAUCCAAGGAUGAAGAAUUUAACUUGCCAAUGAUCCAUGUUUAUGGAUUCUCCAAAGCUGAAGAUCCUGACUUUGACUUCCAUCAGAGAAUAAGAAUCGCAUUGGCAGAAGUGGCAGUAGAUGUAGAAAUGCGUAGGGUUCGCCUUGUUGCACCAGGAAAAUGGAUGUUGUGCGCAUCAUUUAUCCUCCCAAAAAAUGUAGCUUUUGCAAAUCCAGUGGAUAUAUAAUAUAGAUCAAGAGCUGGGGUUCGUGAUACCGGAUGCCCAUAUCCUCUAGUGUGGUACAUAAAUUAGAUAGAUCAUAGAUGUAUAUGGUUCUGUAGUCAGGUGAAGCAAAUUUGAGGUAUCCACAUUCCACACCAUACCAUUUUGAAAAUAUUCUAUAUCACAUUGAUUUCCAUUUCCUGUUUA